GCCUCAUGAAGUUAAAAGUACAAGUAAACUGGUUUCAAUUGAUUAUCUUGUCUGCGCAGUCGGCGAUAAAGUGAACAAAGGUGGUGUCACGUGCUGGAGCGUUGACACCGAGGUGCCGUUGACGUCAGGGGCAGAAACUCGGAGCAUCUUGAGACACGGGGGAGAGCUUCUAGAAAACUGACAUUUUAUGCCUCUUUGUCUUUUUCACCUGUGACCAGAUCGACUUCUCUUGGUUCAGACAUAGAACUCCAUCAGGACGAGGAGCGACAGGAAGAGCAAAGAAGAAUUGAACUCAGCUCUGCAGAUGACGGAAAAGAUAACACCAGACUGCUGAAAUCUCGCCGUUUAACAAACACCAGGCAUCAACCUCGUGCUGACCUGUCACGAUGGGGUCACGUGUGUAUGACAAACGCUUGAACAGAAGUUUCUUCACUUUCUUCUCGGAGUUCAACUUCCCAGUCAGUGAAGGGCAGCUGGCAGCAGAGGGAGUCUACCUGUCGCUAGUCAUGAUUAUUGGUUUUGUGGGAAACAUAUGGGUGGUUUACGAAACGUGGUGCAUGAAAAAGCUGUCCUCCACGUUUGGGGUCGUGUUUGCGAACCAGGCGGCCUGCGACCUCCUGCUGCUUCUUGGUGUUCCUUUUAAGGUGACAGCACGUGUAACAGGCGGUUGGCGUCUAGGCAGCGCCCUCUGCUCCAUCAUAGCAAACAUGGAUGUCUGUCCCUGAUCAUGACAUCACUCAGCAUGACCGUGGUGGCGCUGGACCGCUACUGGUACAUAGUUCACGCCUCCCGCUCAGCAGACAAUCCUAUCUUCAAGCACAUUAGGAAGGUCAUGGCGAUUCUUUGGAUCGUCAGCAUCGCAUUCUGCAUUCCGCUGCUGUUCUACUGGAAACAGAUGUCGGUUUUCGAUGGCACUAACACCUACGUGUUCUGCGGGGUGUUAUGGGCGCCCACAGUCAACAACAGUACUUACAUUGUUGUAUCCGGAGUGCUUUUCCUCGGAAUACCCUUCACCAUUAUCACCAUCUGCUACACUCGCGUCUUUCUCACAGCCAGGGCGGCAUCGCGCCGUGUCAGCCCCAACGUCCUGCACGGACCUGAUCAACUUCGACACAGCCAUUCUCAGAAAACGGACUCCGAUGGGGUGUUCUUCACGCGAAGAAGUGGACUAGCCAUGGACCAUGCUCCGAUCGCCGACAAGGAUGCUCGGUGGGGAUGUCCUUCGCGCGACGUGGCUGCAGGAAGUGGAGAGGGACAGGUCAACCAGACAUUUAGACCAGAUAAUGUCCCAUCCCCUCACGGGCCGUCAGGCAUAUGCUCCUCCCUUGCCUGCAACACGUUACCCCGAGUGUACAAAGCAGAAAUACCGGACUCGGUUCCCUUGCGAGGCAGCGCGGAGGAAGCGAAGAAUGGAGGACUGAGGGUAAAACCGGAAACGACUCAGAGUGCCUCCAUUCGACCGUUGAAGUUCCCUAUUCAAAACUCAGGGGUUUGCUCGAUGUCUGUCAGUGCCUCCCGACAAACGCUUCUGGCGCACACUCGACAGCGCCGUCUGCUAACCUUGUUGCUCACAUCGGUUGUUCUCUUCGUCCUGAUGCUGAUGCCGCAGUGCAUUGUGGGAGCGCUGACCAUCUCCGUGCCCGUGACGUCGACGCAUUACAUCAUCGCCACAGCGUGCACGGUGACCAACACCUGCGUGAACCCCAGCCUGCUGCUGUACUUUCAUCGCGACUACCGCAUGGCCGCCAUCAGGCGUCUCCACGCGCUGUGUCCUUGCUGCUCGAGAGUUGGGAGAUGUUGGUAGUUGGACGAGUUGUCGACAAAUACAGCUUCGCCGUCCUGAGGCCAUAGUUGUGAGGCGAGAGUCUCUCCAGGGCUAGAUGGGGAACCACAGGGAAUAGCGUCUUGUGUCCGAGAUUACAUAGCAUUGUCAAGACCUCGUGGACACUAUGUUUCUUGAUCCGAGGGCACCUCUGCUACCACUUUAUAACUAUACGGCUCGAGGGGGAAACCAACAUCUGCGAGAUCUAGACAUCGUCUUAUAACUUUGGAAACAGGAUGCUUGUCUUUAAAUUCUCACAUUUCCGAAGAGCAUCGACUACCUUCAUAACUACUGUCCCUGAAGUUGCCGUCCUGAAAUUUUAGUACGAGUCAAAACACACACACACACACACCUGUAUAUCAUUGUUCUUCAGAGAGAAGACAAUAAACCGCUACCUAUCAAGGUAAUGGCAUACAUCGUAAAUUCUAAGCAUAUUCUCUAUUUUUGUUGACAGCAGCUAUCACUGUGGAAGUACACCUGUUAUUUUAAAGCUGCAUUUCUUACCUGUUUGACUUGCCGCCAUCAGUAUUUCCCUCCCACACUCGCAGCUCCACUGGCAAUAUAAGGAAUCCGUCCGAGUUUCAAGAAUAUCUUACACAAAACUUAAUCAGCAAGAUUUUCAUAUUUAUUUUUUUCCCGUACUGUCAUUUUAAUUUUAAUUUCCGGUCUUGUGUUUCCUUUUUAAAAUGCGAGUCAUAUUGUGAGAUAAGUGAUUUUAGUGAUGGAAUGUCCCUUAUACUUUCCCUUAAUAAAG
Molecule: messenger RNA, 2576 nt
Organism: Pomacea canaliculata
Lineage: Eukaryota; Metazoa; Mollusca; Gastropoda; Architaenioglossa; Ampullariidae
Exons: 5
Coding region: 728-1804 (358 amino acids)
Biological process (GO): G protein-coupled receptor signaling pathway
Cellular component (GO): membrane
Molecular function (GO): G protein-coupled receptor activity
Source: RefSeq, a predicted model, not a curated record